Molecule: messenger RNA, 1089 nt
Organism: Ostrinia furnacalis (Asian corn borer)
Lineage: Eukaryota; Metazoa; Arthropoda; Insecta; Lepidoptera; Crambidae
Product: pancreatic triacylglycerol lipase-like
Exons: 8
Coding region: 33-1025 (330 amino acids)
Biological process (GO): lipid catabolic process
Molecular function (GO): lipase activity
Source: RefSeq, a predicted model, not a curated record
UCGUUGCCAUUUUUGUAGAAUUUUUAACAAAGAUGGCUCGUUUCAUCAUUUUGUUGUGUGCCAUCGCUGCAGCUUCAGCUCUCCCAGCUCAAGACCAGGUCAUCACCAGGCUGGUGCCCGAUGGCCCCCGGUUCAUGUACGCAGAAGGCGAAGAUGGUCAGAGCCAGCUGGUGGACUCCUGGAUCAAGGUCAGCGACCUCGCCAGGAUGGCUAGGUACAACCCGGAGCAGUCCAACCAGUACCAUCUGUUCACCAGGUCCAACCCCACAGUCAGCCAGCCCCUCGUCAUCGGGAACAACUUGAUCCUCCAGCAGAGCAACUUCAACCCCCAGAGAAGGACUGUGGUGCUUAUCCACGGGUUCCUUGGCUCUGCCACUGCUGGAUCCAACGCUGCUCUGGUGCCUGCUUACCUCCAAGGUGAAGAUGUGAACGUGAUCGUUUUCGACUGGAGUGCUGGUUCCCACUGGGGCCCUAACGGAUCUUUGGCAGGUCGUGCCGCUGCUCUCUUCUUCAACUGGCUGAACCAAAUGACCGGAGCCACCGCCUCCCAGUACCACAUCAUCGGCUUCAGCGUCGGAGGUCACAUGGCUGGUAUCGUCGCCAGGUUCAUGAAUGGAAACGUUGCUUAUGUUACUGCCCUGGACCCUGCCUCCAGAUGGGAGCUGGACGACCUGGUGGGCCCCAACGACUCUCUCUAUACCGAGGUCAUCCACACCAGCGCUGGAGUCAGUGGAUGGGGCGACCCUCUCGGUCACACCGACUUCUACCCCAACGGGGGCAGGGUCAUGCCUGGCUGCUUGUUGAACGUCAUCUGCGACCACCAGAGGUCCUACGAGUACAUGGCGGAGUCUGUAGCCACCGGUGGCUUCACAAACAGUAUCGAGUGCCGAAACAGAGCUGAAGCCUCCAUCGGGUCCUGCACCCUGACCAGACGCCUGCAUAUGGGAGGACGUGUACCUAAGACUGGAGCAACUGGCCUCUACUUCUUGACGACCAACAGGUCUCAGCCCUUCUCUAUUGCUUAAACAAGGAAUACCAACUAAGAAUAAACAUGGCACACUAAAAAGGAUAAUAAAACGCUUAAUUGUA